Brettanomyces bruxellensis is the source of this 3939-nucleotide messenger RNA. RefSeq lists its product as uncharacterized. Lineage: Eukaryota; Fungi; Ascomycota; Pichiomycetes; Pichiales; Pichiaceae. Gene Ontology annotation, molecular function: phosphatidylinositol binding. The transcript has a single exon. Bases 1 to 3939 code for a protein of 1312 amino acids. Gene Ontology annotation, cellular component: cytoplasm. The record is from RefSeq and is a predicted model, not a curated record. Gene Ontology annotation, biological process: regulation of GTPase activity; signal transduction.
AUGUCGGCGUCUAAUUCCACACAAAGCCUAGCAGUACCACUAAAGCAAUCCAGCAGCUCGCUAGCAAGCGGGUCUGAGUAUAGCAGCGGGUCGAAUUUGAAUGAAAGCGAAAGAGAGGUGUUAGAAGGAGAAUUGGGAAGUGUUCAUGAAAUUGUUCGAUUACCGAUACAGGAAGUUUAUGGGACAGAAGAAGCACAACAGGAGCCAGGGGCACGUCCAAAUGUAGAAAGUGAGGCUCGGCGAGAUGUGGGAGGCGGAGAUCCAGUGCCGGAUUCUGGAAAUUCGAGAAGUAGCUCCAGAAGUGUAUCGUAUAGUGAGGGAGACGAGCAGGAGCCGGAAUGUGAUGCAAAUGGGACAGUUAACGAAGAUGCAAACGACACGAUAAUUGGCCAGUACUCGGACCCGCGUGUGGCGCAGCUGGAGAAGGAAAAUGAGCGGUUACGAGUUCAGCUUCGUGAGUUUAUGCAGCAAGUAUCGCUGAAAAACGGUGAAAUCGAAAAGCUAAGAAAAGCGAUUGGUGUUUUUGAGAGGCAGCAGGAUGAGGAGAUGCAAAGGCACGAGACGGAGCGGAUGGAGAAGGACUCGGUGAUAGCGGGAUUGCGGAGGCAGUUAAGUGAGGGAAAGCGGAAGUAUGAGUAUGAGAUGAGGAAGGCGGAGAAAAGUACGGAAAUCAAACACAUGGAGCGGACGGAAAGCACGGACAUUCCAUUACCGGAGAGAAGCCACCGCCGGGAUGUGACUGCGGAGUCUGUUGAGCUGGUUGAAUCUGCUAAAGUUGGUGGAUCUGCUAAAGUUGGUGAAUCUUCUCAAUCUACUAGAAUUAAUGAAUCUCCUAAAAUUAUUGAACCUUCUGAAGUUAUUCAAUCUACUGAAGUUAUUCAACCUGGUGAAGUUAUUCAACCUGGUGAAGUUAUUCAACCUGCCAAAAUUAUUCAACCUGCCAAGUCUGAUGUUUCUGGAUCGGCUGAGUCUACUGAAUCUACGCAAUCGAUAACUUCGUCACAGUAUGCAGUCGAAACACCAAACAGGCCAGUUUCGCGGUCUACAACUAUGAAUAUGAGUCGGCCCGAGUCGACCGUCGUCGAAAGUCCGACGAGACCAAGAUUGUCGAAGGUGGAUGUUGAUCUUCGGUUUUACCACCAUGAUGAUACCUCUGAAAAUGUGGCAGGCGGGGAUAAUUUCGACUUUAAUGCCGGUUCGGCAGCCUCCCGGAGUCCCGAGAGUAGGAAGAUGCCUGAUGUGAGUUCCAGAAAGCCGGUUCCAGCUGAAAUUCCGCAAAAUGUUGGUUCAGGUGCGGAAAUGCCGGUAUCCACUCCAAAAAACGAAGAUGUUGGCUUUGAAAGCGGACCGGACCGGAGAAAUGCCGAUGCCUCACCUUCUCCGAUGCGUACACUUCAGUCAUCUGCAGCGGCAUCGGUAAAACUUACCACCGUUCAGAAGGCAAUUGCAUCUUUGAGCCCGGAAAGAGGCGUAUCGUCGCAAAGUGAAUUUCUUCAGCCGACGCCGAGGGCACCAAACGUUUCUCCGCCGGUCGCCCCGGCGGGGUUUUCCAUAUCUCCGCCUUCGUCUCCUGUGUUGAGGGCACCUGGCCGGGCGGACUUGCGUUAUGGCGGAGAUUCGAGCGACGAGGACCGCGGAUAUUCGUCCGGAAGGUCCGUUUCUCCGCCUAGAAAGUCCGCCUCGGACAAUUCGGGCCGCACAAGUCCACGCAGGAGGUCGAAAUCGCCUCAAAGGACACUUUUCAACUUGAGGAGAAAAGCUUCAACGUUGAUUUCCGGGCGGCAUCUCCGCACGAAAUCGUCUGAAAGCGGGAAUUCGCACGGUGGAGUUCUGGUGCGGCCAGAGUCAAAAGGCGGAGUUUCGAUGUCCCCCUCUGCCUCCGUCUCUCGACUAUCAAUGGCAAGUACUUCGUCCGCAGGUUCGCAGACCCAGUAUGACUAUCUGCUUAACUCUAUAGACACAACGGUGAUAUCAGUGUAUUCGAUUGUGGAUCCGGCGGCACUGGAAAAUCCGGCAUCUGGAGACUUCACAAUUCAGUUCAUGGUGAAUUCCAGCGAGCGGAGCGGGCAGUUGAUCCCGCUAUACAUGGUGAAAAGGCGGUACUCGGAGCUUUUGUCGAUGGACGCGGACAUUAGGCACACGUCGUUUGUGAACCUUCCAAAGUUGCCCGACCCAAAGCACUUCUUGGAAGUGGAUCCGACAAACUGGGAUACCCAGAAGACAAUCAUCCGGAUGUACAUUGCGGAGUUGUGCAGGGUGAUGCGGCAGAGCAAGGGCACCUCGAUCUGGAAGCUGUUUACGGGAUACUUCAACCCGGAUGAGGACUAUGACAUGUCGAAACGGGAAGGACACUUUGUUCUGGUCGGAAACAAGGGUCUCAAGAGGUCUUUCCGCAUCGUCCGGCUUGUUUUUGACACCAUCGAGCAACUCGUGAGCAUCCAGCCCGACCUCGGCCGCCCGCCCGAGGUGUUUGGUGUUGCCGAGACCGAUAUUUCGCGAGAUGGGCAAGUGCUUACGAUCACAAGACACCAAAAACGGACCUUCAAGUCCAACCACCGCUGGAUCUUGUACUGCGAGUCGGUCCAGGAUGCUGAUGAGUGGUGCAAGGUGCUUGGCAGGCCUCCAGAUGGCGCAAAUGCUGGUUCCAAAGCCGAUAUUCGCACGAUUCCGGAGAUCCCGGAGGAAAUCCCAGCGGAAAAAGCGGAACUUCAGCGGUCGCCACCCCAAAAAAGAGCCAGUACCGACAGCUCGAAGUGGUUUGGCCUUCAUAUAGGGCGGGAUGGGCUUCAUCUGGCACAUAGUGGAUCUGCAAGUUCGACACCUUCGAUGUCAGGCACUCUUUUUUCGGGCUCGGCGUCUAACUCGGGGCUUAACGACGCAAAUUCCGCCGUCGGCAGCCCUUCAGCCAGCGUCAAAGGCCGGAGUCUGUUUGCCAAGAGUGCCGACAGUCUUUCCACCAAGGUUAACGGCAGUAUUGAUGGAAACGGCAGCCAGAGAGGCUCCAUUUUGGACUUUAAGGUGAUUCCGUACGAAGCCACAACGCAGAAGCUGUCGCGAAGAGAGCAGAGGAGGCAGAAGAAACUGGAAAAGAUGCAGCAGAUGCAGCAAAGGCAGGCGGACCGACCCCAGCAGCGCAAACAGCAACGUCAAAGAUUGCACUUGAGUCUAGGGUUGACCGAUCAGAGUGUAAGUGGCUCAUCGACGUCGAUUGGCUCGCUCCACACACCAAUAAGAUCAUCUUUCACAACUCCAAACUCUCCUUACUCGGUUGACUCUCUGAGAAGCUCGCCAGGCGUGUUCAAGCAGCUCGAUGAGGGGAAAAAGUACUUUGGAUUGAAUCUACAGGAGUCCUAUGACAGGUGUCCAAAAUUCGCCAUAGCCGGGAGACCCGUCCCGUCGAUCGUCUACAGAAGUAUCAGCUACCUGGACAGCAAGAAUGCCAUUUUCAAUGAGGGAAUCUUCAGGUUGAACGGCAUGAUGUCCGAAGUUAACAAAAUUCAGCGGGUGUUUAACGAGGAGGCAGACUGCGAUUUGGCUGCACUGCCUUCCCAGCCGGAUGUCCACUCGAUUGCAACUCUUUUGAAGAGAUAUCUCCGGACUUUGCAGGUCACCAUUAUUCCUGAAGACGAGGCAAAGCAGCUAAUGACGCUAACUAUGUCAUCGCGGGAAUCCGAUCCUGCUCCUGACUUCAAACGCGUUCUUGUGUCUUUGCCAAAGCUCAAUUUUGAUGUUCUCUACGUGCUUUUCCGGUAUUUCCGCGAGGUUCUCAAGUUUAAAGAGCUGAAUAAGAUGAGCGUUGGGGCCAUAAGCGUUCUUAUGGCGCCUAAUUUGACUCCCUUUGAUGGUGCAAAGGAGAUCUGCGCAGAGAUCCUUAUUAACUACUCUUACUAUUUCGAAAAUGGUCAGAUUCUUUCUCCGGAGGAGAGGAAUGCGGUUUAG